Halteromyces radiatus is the source of this 1358-nucleotide messenger RNA. Its product is annotated as HAD-like domain-containing protein. The transcript has 7 exons. Bases 236 to 1198 code for a protein of 320 amino acids. Gene Ontology annotation, molecular function: phosphoprotein phosphatase activity. Lineage: Eukaryota; Fungi; Mucoromycota; Mucoromycetes; Mucorales; Cunninghamellaceae. The record is from RefSeq and is a predicted model, not a curated record.
UUUUUUUUUUCUCCCACAUAUUUAUUAUAUAAAUAUAUAUUCACCUAUCGUUCUUUGAAUACCAGCACUAUAGAUAACACCCGGGAAGGAAACCGUAGUACUGGACAAAAACAUAAAGCCGACGCACGGACAGUAAACAACAUACAACAAAAGUAAAGUUUUAUUCCAAGCAGUUAGUCAUACAUCUAUACUACAUCCAACAUUUGGCGGAACAGGCAACCACUCAUUAUUGAACAUGGUACUCACCCGCCAUCAAGCAAAAUUAAAUAUAGAAAACAGCAAUCAAGAAAACUCUAUUGAUGAUGCCAUGAUGGUUAUUAAUGAUCCACCUUUACUGACAAUUUCACGAUCUCGGCAGGAGUUUGACGACGAUGAUGACGAUAAUGAAGAUAAUGACGACGACGAUGAUAAUAACAAUAAUAAAGAUCGAACGAUAAAACUAGGCACAUUCUUAGAACGGUUAGAUGAUUUUGAAUGUUCAAGUUUGGAUGCACUCAUGGCAAGAUGGCCUUCUAUGCAUGCUCGUUUAAAGGGUAUGAAACCUCAUUUACCUCCAAAAAAAGAUGACAACCGACCGACUUUGGUACUUGAUCUGGAUGAAACUCUUUUACAUACUUAUCGUGAACCCAAAAGCGAUCCGAAUGAUUAUUGGGAUGCCGAUUAUGUAGUUUAUGCAAAGGAUAGACGGAGCUGUUUGGCUGGAAUCCUUAGACCAGGUGUAACAGAAUUCCUUGUUUGGGCUUCGGGAAUUUUCGAAGUAGUGGUAUGGACAGCGGGUCAUGAUGAUUAUGCGCAGAUGGUAUGCAAGUUGUUGGACCCUGAAGGAAAUCUCAUCAAUCAUAUGCUUAGUCGAAGAACAUGUAUACGAAUGCGAUCAGCUGCUACUGGCGAAAUCAUGUAUGUAAAAGAUCUUUGUGCUCUAGGACGGGAUUUAGGAAGAACAUUCUUGGUUGAUAAUACCCCUCAUGCUGCAACCUUGAAUCUUAGUAAUUUGAUUCCUAUCGAAACUUUUCUAGGUGGAAGCUCCGACAGAGAAUUGAAAGAAUUACGACGGUUUUUAGAAUCAAAUCUUGUACGGCUUACUGAUAGAAAGAACGACAUGCGGAUAUUAUUACAUCGACAACUUAAUCUCAAACGACGAUUAAGGGAACGUAUUGACAACUGGAAAAGCUCACAACAAUCUAUUCCCCCUUCCUAAAGCACAAUUAAUUUGUAUCCUUCAAUCACACCAUUGUCAUCAAUUGUUUAUAUACAUCUUUAUACAUACUAUAUAUUUUGUUGUAGUUGUUUUUUUUUUUUACAUGUCGUAUUCUGUAAAUAUCAUUUUAUUCAUUUAUAUCUGUUUUAUACCAAUAAAC